AAAUUAUGCAAAAAAAUGAGUGGUUUCUCUCUGUUUUUUGAGGGCAAAGAUAAUGAUAAUUACAUGUUUUUAAAUAUUUUGACUCGAAACAAAGUAAAUGCGCGCAUACAUUAGUAUUAACAAACGAGCAAACGGUUAAAAAAAACUUUUUUUUUAUUUCCUACAUUUUUCCAAGUAAGAUGAUUUGUAAAUGUCCACAUAGUGAAAAUAUUGAACCACAAUUGGCAUCAAAUUGUGGGAGAUCAACUCUACUGAUUUUCAUGAAUAUCCUUCAGCAUAUGCUUCAACAAAAAUGUGAUAUUGCCGAUCCUUGCGGUCGAAUUCAAUCUCAAAGUGACAUUAAUUCACGUUACGAUUUCAUUGUGAUUGGAGGAGGCAGUGCUGGAUCACCAAUAGCGGCAAGAUUAUCGGAGGAAAAAAAUUUUUCGGUAUUAUUAAUUGAAGCAGGUUUAGAUGAACAUACUGUAACGCAAGUGCCGUCAUUUUUUCGAAAUUAUAUUGGAAGUGCUAUCGAUUGGAAUUUCACCACCGAAAGUGAGAAUCAAGCUUGUCUCAAUGCAAAGGACAGACGUUGUUUGUGGCCAAGAGGAAAGGUUCUCGGAGGAUCAAGUGUUCUAACUGGAAUGAUGUACAUGAGAGGUUCAAAAAAAGAUUAUGAUGAUUGGGAAAAAAUGGGCAACAAAGGUUGGUCAUUUGAUAAUGUCCUACCGUAUUUUAUAAAAAGUGAGGAUAAUUUACAAAUAAAUGAAAUGUCUAAUGAAUAUCAUGGCACUGGAGGUCCAUUACCAGUUGGUAAAUUUCCAUAUUAUCCGCCAAUUUCUGAUGAUAUUUUAAAAGCCGGCAAAGAAUUAGAAUACAAUACCGUUGAUUUGAAUGGAAAACAUCAAAGGGGUUUUGCAAAAUCUCAAUGUAAUACAAAAAAUGGUAUUCGUUUUUCAAGUGCUCGCGCUUUUUUGCGUCCUGCCAAAAAUCGAAAUAAUCUACAUGUUCUUUUAAAUUCUACGGUAACAAGAAUUAUUUUCGAUAUAAAUAAAAAAGCAGUUGCAAUUUUAUUCCUUCAAAAUGGACAAUUAAAAAGAGUUUCUGUUACAAAAGAAGUUAUUCUUAGUGCAGGCGCUAUCAAUUCACCAGUUAUACUUCUACGCAGUGGCGUUGGUCCAAAAAAGGAUUUAGAUUAUCUGGGAAUCUCCGUUAUAAAAAAUCUUCCAGGUGUUGGAAAAAAUCUUCAUAAUCAUGUCUCUUACGAAGUGGCCUUCUACUUAAAUGAAAAAGACACGAAUCUACUUAAUCGAAAUUCGAUAAAUCAAUAUUUGAAAUUUAGAAAAGGACCAAUGUCUGGAACAGGUGUUACAGGUAUAACAGCUAUGAUAAAUACAAAAUAUUCAAAUAAUUCGGAUAUUCAAUUAUUUUUUAAUGGAUUUUGGGCUGAUUGUAUAAAAUUAAAACGACAGGGAAAACGACAAUUAUCAAUUAUUCCAACUGUUUUAAAUGCAAAAAGUAGAGGUUAUGUUCGUUUAAAAGACAUGAAUCCUCAUUCGAAACCGAUAAUUGUUCCUAAUUAUUUUUCACAUUCGGAUGAUAUAAAAACACUUGUUGAAGGAAUAAAAUUUAGUAUUCGACUGUCAAAUACUCAAGCACUUAAAAAAUACGGUCUAAAAAUAAAUACUAUACCAGUAAAAAAUUGCGAAGAAUUUCAAUUUGGUACAGAUGAUUAUUUUGAGUGUGCCAUACGACAUGAAACCAAUCCAGAAAAUCAUCAAUCUGGAUCUUGUAAAAUGGGCCCUAAUUCGGAUCCAAUGGCAGUGGUUGAUAAUAAACUUAAAGUUCGAGGCAUUAUUGGUGUUAGAGUUGCUGAUGCAAGUAUAAUGCCACAGGUUAUUUCCGGUAAUACUAAUGCACCCACUAUAAUGAUUGGUGAGAGGGUAGCGGACUUUAUAAAAGAAGAAUGGUAGCUAAUAAUAUAAUGCAUUAUAUGUCCGUGUGAUUUCACCUUCAUGGUAAAGAAUGCAAUUGUACCCACUUGUGAUUUUGAGUUGCAGACAUUUAUCUCAAAAUGAAAACCACGAAAGUUUAUUAAGUCGAAUUCACAAGUGUCGAAUUGACAAAUGUUCUAACCUCUAUUUCCAUGAAUUGUAUAUUAAACGAAAUGUUAUUGUUUCGAAUACUAAUAUGAUCAACUUUCAUGCGCAAAAAAUUAUAUUUUGAUCUAAUUUAUAUUUUGUAUAAUUUUAAAUUUCUCUAAUUUUUAUUUAUCCUAAUCUUUAUUUAACCUAAUUUUCAUAAAGUCGAAAUAUGAAAUGUUAUAAUGUUGAUUUAAACUAAAUAUAAUUUAUAAUAAAGGUAAUUUGACAUAAU
Messenger RNA from Leptopilina boulardi, 2355 nucleotides. RefSeq names its product glucose dehydrogenase [FAD, quinone]-like. The transcript is spliced from 8 exons. The record is from RefSeq and is a predicted model, not a curated record. Lineage: Eukaryota; Metazoa; Arthropoda; Insecta; Hymenoptera; Figitidae. Bases 180 to 1952 code for a protein of 590 amino acids. Gene Ontology annotation, molecular function: flavin adenine dinucleotide binding; oxidoreductase activity, acting on CH-OH group of donors.